This is a messenger RNA of Arabidopsis thaliana (thale cress), 2017 nucleotides long. It is a transcript of the gene SOG1, whose product is annotated as NAC (No Apical Meristem) domain transcriptional regulator superfamily protein. Gene Ontology annotation, cellular component: nucleus. Bases 318 to 1667 code for a protein of 449 amino acids. The transcript has 6 exons. Gene Ontology annotation, molecular function: DNA binding; DNA-binding transcription factor activity. Gene Ontology annotation, biological process: regulation of DNA-templated transcription. NCBI's taxonomy places the organism in Eukaryota, Viridiplantae, Streptophyta, Magnoliopsida, Brassicales, Brassicaceae. The record is from RefSeq and is marked reviewed.
GUCGAAUGUAUGCAAAACAUAAACUGGCGCCUCUCUCUCUCUCUCUCCUUCUUCUUCUCCACUUCCCAGUUAUUCCGGGACGAGAUUUUAUUAUCUCUCAAAAUCUUUUUCUUUUCUCCACCCAAAUAUAAAAUCAAUAAAAAAGAUAAAAACUUUAAUUUCAUACCUAAGCAAACAGUAUUUCGACUCGAGUUUUGAGAAUAUCCUUACUUUGAAAUAUCAAUUUUACUUUUUGUUAGCGCCGAGAGAGACUUGUCUAGGGUUUAUUCUCAGAUUCUGCUUCUCCUUUGCUCUGAUCUUUUCUUCAUCGAGCUCUAAUGGCUGGGCGAUCAUGGCUGAUCGAUAGCAACCGGAUUGCAACGAAGAUUAUGAGUGCAUCGGCUAGUUCCGAUCCUCGCCAAGUGGUGUGGAAGAGCAACCCGUCAAGACAUUGUCCCAAGUGUCAACAUGUCAUUGACAACAGUGAUGUUGUUGAUGAUUGGCCAGGAUUGCCUCGAGGUGUGAAAUUUGAUCCAUCUGAUCCUGAGAUCAUAUGGCAUUUGCUAGCCAAAUCUGGUUUGUCAGGGUUAAGCUCACACCCUUUCAUUGAUGAGUUCAUCCCAACCGUCAAUCAAGAUGAUGGAAUCUGUUACACUCAUCCUAAGAAUUUACCAGGUGUUAAGAGUGAUGGGACGGUGUCUCACUUCUUCCAUAAAGCAAUCAAAGCUUAUAGCACAGGAACUCGAAAGCGUAGAAAGAUUCACGACGAUGAUUUUGGCGAUGUGCGCUGGCAUAAGACAGGAAGAACGAAACCGGUUGUGUUGGAUGGUGUUCAAAGAGGUUGCAAGAAGAUAAUGGUUCUCUAUGGCGGAAAAGCUGUGAAAACCAACUGGGUGAUGCACCAAUACCAUUUGGGAAUAGAAGAAGACGAGAAGGAAGGUGAUUAUGUUGUUUCUAAGAUUUUCUACCAGCAGCCACAACAGCUAGUAGUCAAGCGAGGUGAUAAAGCUGAACAGGAAGUCUCUGAGGAUAUCUUUGCUGCAGUGACUCCAACAGCGGAUCCUGUCACUCCAAAAUUAGCUACACCUGAGCCUCGAAAUGCUGUGCGAAUUUGCUCUGAUUCUCACAUUGCCAGUGACUAUGUUACUCCCAGUGACUAUGUAUCUGCCCAUGAGGUUUCUCUUGCCGAGACAUCCGAGGUAAUGUGUAUGGAAGAUGAGGUUCAGAGUAUUCAACCUAAUCAUGAAAGACCAAGUUCUGGGCCUGAGCUGGAGCACGGACUUGAAAACGGAGCAAAAGAAAUGUUAGAUGAUAAAGAGGAGCAAGAGAAGGAUAGAGACAAUGAAAACCAAGGUGAGGAAGAUCCGACGUGGUUUGACAGUGGAUCUCAGUUUAUCUUGAAUUCGCAACAGCUUGUGGAAGCCUUGUCUCUUUGCGACGAUCUCUUGGGAUCACAGGACAGGGAGGAAAACACAAACAGUGGAAGCUUAAAGGAUAAACAACCAUGUAUUGCGGAUUACGCACACCUAGGACCAGAAGACUUCAAACGUGAUCUGGAGGAAUGUCAGAAAAUCGUUCUUGAUCCCUCUAACAUAGAGCUUGAUACUCCACCUGAGUUUCGUCUGAGCCAGCUGGAAUUUGGAUCACAGGACAGCUUUCUCGCUUGGGGGACUGGAAAGACUGAUUGACUAAACAAAACUACCACGAGCUUAAGACCUUGGAACUCAUUGAUUCUUUUUGGUUGGCAACACACUGCCACGCUGCUGUAAUAUGGUAGUUUCCUUUGCGCAUCAAGGGCUUGAUUCAAACUGUUUUUUUGGUUUUUUGUUUUGGGAUUUAGAAGAACUACUUUUGGAACGUGUUUCUGAUCUUAGAUGCAAUGUCCGUAUGUAAAUAUGAUGCUUUUGAUGGGUUUUAUUAGUCCAAAAAUGUGGAAUCUGGAUGUAUGGAUUAUAUUCAGAAUUUCACUAUGAAACUUUCUUACAAAACUCUCGUUCCUUGCUCAACUAACACCAACUACAACCUAGGCCAUUUUAAA